GGUCUGCGCGCCCCAUGAUGAGCAAAAAAUAUAACAUUAUCCAAGCAGUAUUCAAUAUGUGGAACGAUCAAACGGAACUCGAGGCGCUGCGUGCGAUCUAUUGCCUAACCAAAGCAGCUGCAGCCAAGCCCAACUGGCGCAAAUUACUUGAUCUGGGAAACACCCUGGAACGGGAGCUAAAGCGUAAGCUACUCUGGAUAUGGCCCACGGCACUGGACCUCAAGAACUUCAAUCAAAUACUAAAGAAACUAGCCAUACGCAAUGUGCUGAGCAUAGGCUGCGGCAGUGGGUUGCUCGAGUGGCUGGUAGGCGCUGUUGCCGAGCAAGGAUUACGCAUUUAUGGACUUGAAAGGGAUCCAAACUGGUGGCGCAGCAAGUAUGCGGUGCGCAGCUUUAUUCCACUCAACUACAUUGAGGAGGCGUGCUCCAAAUUGACUACCCAUUUCUUAAGCGAAUGUUGCUCGGGCGUUGCGCCUUGUGCUCUGCUCUUCUGUUACUUUAACAAUCGCAGCGCAUUUUUAGAGUACCUUAGUGUGUUUGAGGGCAAGUGGCUAAUAUUAAUAGGCCCACAGCCCGCAGUGGGCAUACACACAGAGCCUAAUCCUCUGCAGCCGCAACUACCCGACGAUCAGUGGGCGCUACAUCAGGUUAUCAACUGGACUGAAAAGAAUUUGGUGGCUGUCUACGAGAAACUGUCAUAAUUAAGCUGAACAUAUGGAUUUUGUUUAUAAAUGUAUAUAUAUAUUUAUUUAUAAUGCUAUGAAUAAUAUA
Messenger RNA from Drosophila novamexicana, 771 nucleotides. RefSeq lists its product as uncharacterized. NCBI's taxonomy places the organism in Eukaryota, Metazoa, Arthropoda, Insecta, Diptera, Drosophilidae. The record is from RefSeq and is a predicted model, not a curated record. The transcript has a single exon. The coding region runs from base 15 to 701 and encodes 228 amino acids.